Messenger RNA from Cokeromyces recurvatus, 495 nucleotides. Its product is annotated as acyl-CoA N-acyltransferase. The transcript is spliced from 3 exons. The coding region runs from base 1 to 495 and encodes 164 amino acids. Gene Ontology annotation, molecular function: protein-N-terminal amino-acid acetyltransferase activity. The record is from RefSeq and is a predicted model, not a curated record. Gene Ontology annotation, cellular component: NatC complex. Gene Ontology annotation, biological process: N-terminal peptidyl-methionine acetylation. Lineage: Eukaryota; Fungi; Mucoromycota; Mucoromycetes; Mucorales; Mucoraceae.
AUGACGACAAUAAAGAAUAGUAAUGACAAAUGUAAUGUUGUGUAUAAUCAAUUUGAAUCAGAACUACAACUACCACACAUUAUGCGUCUAAUUGAAAAUGACUUGUCAGAACCAUAUUCAGUUUACACAUAUCGAUAUUUUAUACACAAUUGGCCAAAUUUAUGUUUUCUGGCUAAAGAUGGAGACAAAUAUGUAGGUGUUAUUAUUUGUAAAUUAGAUCGACAUAAAGAUAGACUUCGUGGAUAUAUUGCCAUGUUAGCGGUUGCUAAAUCUCAUCGCAAAAUGUCUAUUGGGUCUAAUCUUGUUAAAAUGGCUAUCAAAGCAAUGAAGGAAAUGGAUGCAGAUGAGGUUGUACUAGAAACAGAAUAUACAAAUUUAGGUGCACUUGGAUUAUAUCAAAGAUUAGGAUUCAUCAAAGAUAAGCGUUUGUAUAGAUAUUAUUUGAAUGGUGUUGAUGCUUUUCGUCUUAAAUUGUUUUGUAAAACAAUGGUUUAA